Messenger RNA from Dictyostelium purpureum, 1191 nucleotides. RefSeq lists its product as uncharacterized. The transcript has a single exon. NCBI's taxonomy places the organism in Eukaryota, Evosea, Eumycetozoa, Dictyosteliales, Dictyosteliaceae. Bases 1 to 1191 code for a protein of 396 amino acids. The record is from RefSeq and is a predicted model, not a curated record.
AUGUAUAAUAGUAAAAAGAAUAAUAAUGGGUUAACUGAUAAAGAAAUUUUAUCAACACUAGAGCUACACGAUGAUUAUGUGAAAUCAAUAUUAAAUAGUAACAGUGGUAAUAAAGAAAAACCACACACAAAUAAUAAUAUUAGUGAUACCAGUUUAAUAUCAUCAAGUUCAGCCCCACUAAAAAGAAAUUCAUGUCCAAAUGUUUCAUAUCUAAAUAAUAUUCUUCGUCAAACGGUAUCACAUAAUAAAUAUUUAAAAGAAUUAGAAUCGAAACAAGAGUUACCAAAUACAACAGUAUCAUCAAAUAGAAAUAGUGAUAGUAACAAAAAAUAUAAUAGCUAUAAUAAUAAUAGUAAUAAUAGUAAUAAUAGUAAUUUUAAAAAUAAUAGUAGUACAAAUUACAAACAACAUGAUUCUAUGAACAAUUCAUAUGAAUUAGAAAGAAGACAAAAUGAAUUGGAAAGAAGACUAACACACAAGGAGAGAAUCAAAAGACUAGAUGAUGAUGUUAGCACAAAUCAAGAUAAUAGUUUUAAUAAUGUUGAAAAUGAAAAGAUAUCAAGUGGUAUAAUUGACAAAGAAUUUGAUGAUACAGUCCCUGAAAUUUUAAAUAAAUAUAAAGUUAGGGGUAGAGGUAGAGUGGGUAGUAGAGUGCACGAUGAAAGAAAAGAUAAAGAGCUUUUGCAAAAUUUAAAAGAGAAGUAUGGUAUUUCUUUGGAUGUAUAUAAAGAUAGUGACGAAAGUGAUAAUAAUAUAGAAAGAGAUACCAGAUAUAAAGAUAGAAGAGAGGAGGAAAGAAAAGAAAAGAGAUAUGGCCACACUAGAUCUCGUUCAAGAUCACGUUCAAGAUCUCGUUCAAGAUCAUCAAGUUUUGAAUAUAAAAAUAAAAAAAGAAAUAAAAGAUCAUUAUCAUCAUCAUCGUCAUCAUCCUCAUCAAGAUCACCAGAAUACAAAAAUAAAAAAAAGAGAAAAAGAAAAUCAAAACGUAAUAGAUCGCCAUCUACUUCAUCAUCAAGAUCUUCAUCAAGGUCAUCAUCAAGAGAUAAAAACAGAAAAAAAAGAAAAAAGAGCGAUAAAAAAAAGAAAAGGGAUAAAAAGAAAAAACAUAGGAGAUCAAGAGGGAAAAGUAGAAGUCGAAGUAGAAGUGGAAGUCGAAGUAGAAGUAGAAGCAGAAGUCGAGGUCGAAGAUGA